Amphibalanus amphitrite is the source of this 1854-nucleotide messenger RNA. It is a transcript of the gene escl, whose product is annotated as polycomb protein EED-like. The transcript has 7 exons. The record is from RefSeq and is a predicted model, not a curated record. Gene Ontology annotation, cellular component: ESC/E(Z) complex. Bases 324 to 1574 code for a protein of 416 amino acids. Gene Ontology annotation, molecular function: protein binding; nucleosome binding. Gene Ontology annotation, biological process: negative regulation of transcription by RNA polymerase II. NCBI's taxonomy places the organism in Eukaryota, Metazoa, Arthropoda, Thecostraca, Balanomorpha, Balanidae.
AGGUUGGUCGCAUUUUUAUUUUGUAUUUAUUUUAAGUUCCAUUAUAUUGUUUUUAUUGAUGAUUAUAGCGACAUGAUAUUUUAGAUAGAAUUGCUCAUAAGUCCAAAACCACUUCAGUGAAUCUGGAAUCAUGAAUGUGACUAUUCCCAUUGGAUUUUUGCUUGUCUAUCUCAUUCUCAAAUUUUUUGUUUAUUAGCCAUUAUAAUAAGCCAUUUUGCCGCAACCUGCUUAUUGGUCAUGACCAAUUUGGUCGCUGUGUGCAGAGGGGUGUUCACGGGCACCGCAAACUGCUGAGUGCGGUCACCGCACAGCACCCACUCCGUAUGUCCGAGAUGAAGGAGACGGCGCCGGCCCGCGCCGCCGAGGCGGACGACUCGGACGAGCCGCAGGACGACUCGUCCAGCGUGUGCAGCACGUCCACGGCCGACGUCUCGUCGCGCGGAGACACGCCCACACAGCGGCGCCGGCGGCGGCGCGGCCGCAAGCCUGCGCCGGCCCACUGCAAGGUGGAGUACCGGUACACGGCGCACGCGCGCGAGGAGCACGGCCAGCCGCUGUUUGGCGUCCAGUUCAACCCGCACCUGCGCUCCUGCAGCCAGCAGGCGGUGGCCACGUGCGGCGGCCAGCGACUCUCCAUCUAUGAGCUCACAGACAACUCACUGAAGCUGGUCCAGUGCUACUCGGACCCGGACCCGGACGAGAAUUUCUACACGUGCGCCUGGAGCUACGAGCCGUCUUCUGGCCGGCCGCUGCUGGCGGUGGCUGGCGCGCGGGGCCUCAUCCGCAUCAUCAGUACAGCCACCAUGACCUGCACCAGACACUUUAUCGGUCACGGUCACGCGGUGAACGAGGUGAAGUUUCACCCGCAGCAGCCGGCUCUGCUGCUCUCGGUCAGCAAGGACCACACGCUGCGACUGUGGAACGUUUCCACUGACGCGUGUGUGGCCAUCCUGGGUGGAGUGGACGGCCACCGGGACGAGGCGCUCAGUGCUGACUUCAACCUGAUGGGUGACCAGGUGAUCUCGUGCGGCAUGGACCACUCUCUGAAGCUGUGGAACCUGGCCGAUCCGGAGGUGGUGCGUGCCAUCGAAGCGUCCUACACGCACGAGCCGGGCCGCUCGGGCUGCACGGCCGAGGUGCACUUCCCCGAGUUCUCCACACGCGACAUACACAGGAACUAUGUGGACUGCGUGCGAUGGUUUGGGAAGUUCGUCCUAUCGAAGUCGUGUGAGAACUCGAUCGUGUGCUGGAAGCCGGGACUGCUCACCCAGUCCGGUGUCAGCCACACGGAUACUAACGUCACCGUCAUACACAUGUUCGACUACAAGGACUGCGACAUCUGGUUCAUGCGCUUCUCCAUGGACUUCUGGCAGCGGAUUCUGGCGCUGGGUAACCAGGUGGGCCGCACCUACGUGUGGGACCUGGCCGUGACAGACCCCACGCACUCGAGGUGCACGGUUCUGAGCCAUCCAAAGUGCACCACGGCAGUCCGACAGACCGCCGUCUCACCAGACGGCGCCACCAUCAUAUGUGUGUGUGAUGAUGCCACGGUGUGGCGCUGGGACCGUGUAUAGGUGGCGCUAGUGUUUUGUUUAUAGGUGGCGCUCGUGUAACUGGUCCGACCGGGGAAUCGUGAUCUCGGCUUUGUGUGAGGCCACAAGAGCCUCUGGUUGUGACUGGUGGGAGUGCGGUUCAGUUCGCGACCGUGAUAGGAACUUCUAAAUGACAUUGCUCAUCUGUAUCUGCCCAUCAGUUAGCGAUUGUAUCCGGUGAACCAAGCCGACUGUUUCGUGAAUCAUGCAUCAUUCCUGUUGGGCGCGAAACUCAUAUGCGAAAUAUACUUGGUGAACCGUU